Molecule: messenger RNA, 1210 nt
Organism: Raphanus sativus (radish)
Lineage: Eukaryota; Viridiplantae; Streptophyta; Magnoliopsida; Brassicales; Brassicaceae
Product: UPF0725 protein At3g44770
Exons: 6
Coding region: 36-1016 (326 amino acids)
Source: RefSeq, a predicted model, not a curated record
UACUUUUUUUUUGUUUUGCCAAAGAGAGAAUAAGGAUGGGGGAGAUGGCGGAUGCUCUGCGGGGGCUGUUGGAAAGUGGAAAACUAUCGGAGGAGGAUUGCCUCUAUAUUGAGCGUGGAUUGGGUAAAAACGUCGUUGGAUUGCCAGCAAAAGAAAAGGAAAAAGAAAAAGAAGUCGAUGGAUGGGCAUCAUCUGAUGAAGAGGAGGAAGUGGACGAAGAAUACCGUCGCCAAGUACAGGAGUCUUGGGGUUUUGAUAUUGAUGUUCAUGUUCGUAUCCCUGAACGUGGAAUCUAUCCACACGAGCUAGGCAAACGUCAACCGCCUUCCGAUAUCUCUCUUUACGGCCGUUUGGGAGUUCACUGUUUCAACUUUGAGAAGGGGAGAAAAUUGCAGUUUAUGGGCAUACCCAAAUACAAUAUUGGAUUUAAUAUAUGGAACUAUUACUAUAUCACUGUGGAGGUAAAGGAUCUUGUGGACGAUUCAGCUCACAUUCUCCAGAGCUCAGUCACAGGAUGUUUUCCCAUGAACGGCGAGCAUUUAAGAGUCUUGACUGAAAUCUGCAGACUAAAACCCGAGAAACCAGGUGAAGAAGGUGACUUGACUCAAAUUAACGAGGAACCUGUAGAUGAGCUUUACAGAGGUCGUAUGCCCAACUUUUUGUCCGAAGCAAAACCUGAUGACAGGCUGAGAUUCUACGAGGUUCAGGAGCAAGACAUAUGUGAAAAUGAUUGGCUUCGUCUGUAUACUGAUUUCGCACUUUACUGCUACUGGCGGUAUAAUGAGGAGGCAUUCAAGUCUUGCUUGCCUGCCGAGAUCAACAAGAUACUUGUGGAAACCUUUGAAACUCAUACAGACCCGUCUCUGAAGCUCAAGUCUAGUAAUGCCAUCUUCCACAUCAACUUCACCGCCAAGAGCUGUGACUACAUAUCGGUUGUCAGGAGGACAAAGGAUGGGAGAACAGGGCAUAUAAUACUCGAAAUUAGUACCUGGACCAACCCACCAAGCUCCCCGUGAACAGAAACUGUCGCCCAAAUUUUUCCUUUUAUGAUGAACUUUGCUUUGUUUUUAUUAACAGUUAAAUAUUUUUUGUAAAUCCUGUUUAUGUCCUUUAUUUAUGGAUGUUUUGAUUGCUGGAAAAGAAAAACAUCAAGAUACUGAGAUGUAAAUAAAUUAUAUUAAAGUCAUCUAGAUGUAUCAUUUGAAUACAA